Molecule: messenger RNA, 1425 nt
Organism: Seminavis robusta
Lineage: Eukaryota; Bacillariophyta; Bacillariophyceae; Naviculales; Naviculaceae
Source: the annotation of a GenBank genome assembly
GCUUUUUAAAUCUUAAGCUGCAAGGGAGGAUUUAGUAGACAACUCCAGUGUCUCAGUACGUGUAUCAAUUGCGACCGCCAUGAGCCUUCGAUCAUGUACCUCCAUGUCCAGGCGCCACGAUCAUGCCUGGUGUGCUUUGUUGGAACAAUAAUCAUGAGAUCAUCUAUCUUCAACUCCAGCAGAAGUAGCUAGCAGAUAGAUAGUCUAGUAGCUGGUAGAAAGAGCAAGAGUUAUACCGAAGAUGUUGUCAACACGUGCGCUGAAACGACAGUGGGGAUGCUGGUCCUUUUUGUUCUGGAGCUUCCUUCUCUUAGUGCCAUGUGCGGACACUACGUCCAUCCCACGCCAAGACCGCGAUUUGAUUGUGAAUGGUGUUGUGCCAACCGACAACUCGACCGCGUUUCCUUGGUUUGUCUUUAACCGAUUUGGUCGAAGCCGUGGUUGUGGCGGCACAUUGAUUCACAAGGACAUUGUCCUGUCGGCAGCUCAUUGUCACAAUGUCUUUCAGGACCGUGGGUUGUAUGUGGGAGGAACGACCGACUACGGCAUGGAUGGCACCUUUCACGAAGAUGAAACGGUCGUGGUACACCCGUCGUUUGAUGGAGACACGCUGGCCCAUGAUUUGCUAUUGGUCAAACUAGAGACAUGGAAUCCACAAGCAGCCACUGUGACUUGGGGUUUCGACGACAGCAAUACUAAUAAUGACACGGAUGAUAUUAUACUGACCCCGCAGACAGGGCAAGAAGUACUGGUGAUUGGAUUUGGUACUACCUUAGAAAAUGGACCUCUUUCACUGGAUUUGCUGCAAGCCACGGUCCAUAUCACCGAUCAAGAGUUUUGUCGAGACUACUACCAACAGAACUAUGACACACCCGUUACCGAUGAUCAAGUCUGUGCCAUGGACAAUGCUACCACCAAUGCAUCCUCCAUACAAGACGCCUGCUACAACGAUUCUGGAGGACCCCUGUUGCAGCAACUCGCAGACGGUAGUUUCCAACAAGUUGGCAUUAUCAUCUUUAGCAUUGGCUGUGCCAGACCCAAUGUCCCUGCCGUUUAUGUUCGACUGAAUGCUUACAAGGACUGGAUCCAACAGGGAAUUUGUGAACUCUCCUACGAUCCACCCGUCUGGUGUGAUACUAUUACUACUACUAGAAGCAAUUACAGCUUUACAACAGUUCCAUCACCAGGACAAUCCGCUUCCACGACGAAUCCUGGAUCGUCUGGUGUCAGCAGCAAUGAUCGAGCUGUUCCGGGUGCUGUGCCGACCACGGCUCCAACACAAGAAGAUUCGACAAUCGUUUCCACUGAUCUAGAUCUACCGAGCAGCAGUGCCACGGCCUCACUCCAGUGGUGGCCUGUCUCGAGUAGUACGGUGGCAUUGGCGAUGCUAUUGCUUUUCGGAUGAAAUGAAAACACGCGAAUACC